AAGUUUUUUUAUUGGUUUUCUCCACUGCAGGUCUGAAGUCGAGCCUAACUCAGAUUUGACCAGUGGAAAAACCUCUGGGCGAGGCUCCCACAGAAGAGGCAAGAGCCAGGAAAGAAAGAGGCAAGUUGGUUUGUAUUCAGGAAUGGAGGAGGAAUGUCCAAGAAGCGCACGACAUUCGCCUUCGCCUGAUCGGUCGUCUUCCCAGCCCGCCAAGCGGAAAGCUACACACCGACCAGCGACAAAAGAGCCAGCCAAGAAGCUGGUAAAGACUGAGGUACAGACGAACUCCAUUCUUCCCAAGAGAGGAGCAGGAAGACUUCGCAAGGACUCUGCUUCUUCUACUGUCAGCAGUAGGAGUUUCACAAGCACCAGUACCAGCGAGAGUUCCCUCCGACAGGGAAGCAGUAAUAAAGAGAGAAGACCGAGCACUUCGUCUUCCGCAAGCAGUGAAACUUCGUUGGUCCCAGGAACAAACAAGAGAGUUAGAAAACUCAGCGGAGGUACAUCUGCGAAAAAGAAGAAGGAAAUCACCCAUAUUUCUGGCCAAUCCUCUAGAGGUUAUGGUCUUAGGUCCCAUCCUGACGUAAAAUCAGGAUCCAAGCCUAAGACAUUAUCAAGUAAGCUAAACUCUGAGAAGUUUUCAAAAGAAGAAGGAGCCAGUGGUACAAGUUCUUCUAGUGCAUUGCCAUUGUUGUCAGGACUGCCACCUACGGGAAAGUCCAAGUCGAGAAAGUUCUCGGAUUCCAAGAACCACAGUAAGAAUUUGGGGAAGAACUCCUCCCGACAAUCUUCAAGCAAAACAAAAGAAUCAUCAAAAAGCAAAGUGGGGAAGGCAACAUCUAAAAGUAGUUCCUCCGCGACUGGGGGAGAAAGCUCUGCGAAGUCCGGGAGGCCUGACAAGGGAUCGGACAACCGAGACUCUCGUAAGAGAGAAGAACUCUUCAAUUCCAGAACUUCCGGUGGGGGGAGGAGAAGGGACUCCGACGAAGGGAGUCCAAACUUUAACAAUCUCAAUCCCACAGUUAGUUUAUCCAGAUCCAGACUAAGAUCAGGAGGAAAAGAAGGAGAGCCCGACCACCCUGGUCCUUCAGGGUUAGCGGAGCCUAAGUCAGACAAGGGGAAAGGUAAAGGGAAGGGGAAGCGUCGUGACAAGAUCCCGCCCGAGCCCGAGAGCUUGCGGCGGAGCGCGAGAAACAGAACAACGGGAUCCUGUGCAAGCAGCAGUAGAAGGGGCUCGGGGCCGAGCAAGCGCAGUACAGCGGGGGCAGGAUUGGAGGAAAACAUGAAUAACCCAAAUGCAACUCAGGAUGGGACAGCCAACAACACUGGUACAGCCAGGGCGUCAGAAGAAGCAACACAAGGAGCUAUCGGAGGAGCAGGAGCGGGAGCCGUGGGGGGCGCCAGCGCCCUGGCCACCUCCGGAGGGGAGAGCGAAUCGGAUGACUCGGAGAUGGGACGUCUCCAAGCCCUACUAGAAGCCCGCGGUCUGCCCCCGCACUUGUUCGGAGCCCUGGGCCCCAGGAUGCACCAGCUCCUCCACCGCACCAUGGGAGGGGGAGCCUCCAGCAAGGCACACACACUCCUGCAGGGACUGCAGAGUGCUGAUGAGAGUCAACAGCUGCAGGCUGUGAUCGAGAUGUGCCAGCUGCUGGUGAUGGGGAAUGAGGAGACUCUGGGAGGAUUCCCUGUCAAGUCUGUGGUGCCAGCCCUGAUAACCCUGCUCCAGAUGGAGCACAACUUUGACAUGAUGAACCAUGCCUGCCGGGCCUUGACAUAUAUGAUGGAGGCCCUGCCGAGGUCAUCCACUGUGGUGCUGGAGGCAGUGCCUGUAUUCUUGGAAAAGCUACAGGUGAUCCAGUGCAUGGAUGUGGCAGAGCAGUCCCUGACAGCGCUGGAGAUGCUCUCCAGGAGACACAGUAAGGCCAUUCUACAAGCAGGAGGCCUUGCAGCUUGCCUCCUGUAUCUGGAGUUCUUCUCCAUCAAUGCCCAGCGUACUGCCCUGGCCAUUGCUGCCAACUGUUGUCAGACCAUCACUCCAGAGGAGUUCCACAUGGUGCAGGGGUCCCUGCCCCUCCUGUCAUCAAGGCUUCAACAUCAGGACAAGAAGUCAGUGGAGAGUGUCUGCCUUGCGUUUGCCCGACUUGUGGACAACUUCCAACAUGAUGCCAAACUGCUGAAGGAGCUGACAGGCCAUGGGUUACUCACCAACAUACAACAACUCCUAGUGGUGUCUCCUCCGAUCAUCAGCACAGGCACGUUUAUCAUGGUUAUCCGUAUGCUGUCCCUGAUGUGUGCCUCCUGUCCUGAGCUGGCCGUGCAGCUUCUGAAGCAGAAUAUCACGGACACGCUCAGAUACCUGCUCGUCGGCCCGUCAGAGCCCCAGGCCAGUAACGAAGAGUUUGAACUACUCCCGAGAACGCCACAAGAGCUGUAUGAGAUCACAUCCCUAAUAGCAGAGCUGAUGCCAAAGCUGCCGUCUGAUGGCAUUUUCUCGGUGGACGCCAUGCUGAGAAAGAACAACAACACCAGUACAGACGAGGCCAUCUGGCAGUGGCGGGACGACCGCGGUGUGUGGCACCCCUACACACGCAUCGACAACAGAAUCGUAGAGGCUGCACACCAGUGUGGUGAAGACGAGAUUAGCUUGUCUACCAUGGGAAGAACCUACACCAUCGACUUCAACUCCAUGCAGCAGAUUAAUGAGGACACAGGCACAGCCAGGCCUGUACAGAGGAGACCAAACCAGGGAGGGACCAACUCUUCAGUGUCCCCAGAUGAAGUGAAAGAAGAUGCCCGUGCUGCUGUGUUGAAGGAAGACAAAGAGUUGGCCUCCGCGUUCAUCCGUAGUCUGUUCGGGGUGCUGUAUGAAGUGUACAGCUCCUCUGCAGGACCGUCCAUUAAACACAAGUCCCUCCGAGCCAUACAGAGGGUGGUGUACUAUGCUGAUGCUGAGCUCCUCAAGGAAGUCCUGAAGUCUUAUGCUGUAUCAAGCCAUAUUGCGGGGAUGCUGUCGUCCCAGGACCUGAAGGUAGUGGUGGGGGCUCUUCAGAUGGCAGAGAUCCUCAUGCAGAAACUUCCUGAUAUAUUCAGUGUCUUCUUCAGGAGAGAAGGUGUGAUGCACCAGGUGAAGAAGUUGACUAAGAUAGACACGUCAGUUACCCCAGCGAGCUCCCCAAUGAAGGAGUCUGCACCAGGGCCUUCCCAAGAACAUGAACCAGAGGAUAUCUAUGCUCCACCCAAAGGGAGACUAAGUGAUGCCAUGAAGAGAAAGUCAGGUCCCAUCCCUAAGACAAGAAGCGCCAGAAGAAGAUAUUCUCCUUUCUGCGAGGAGCCUUCCAGCCCAGUGGCUGAAGCUCUGGAUGUCUUCACACGAUCGUCAGGAGCCAAAGGGUUCGGGAAAGGCACUGGAACUUCAUUAACUGGUGGCACGUCCCCCAAGCCAUCCUUCCUGGCCAGCCUGAACCCGUCCCGCUGGGGGCGUGGCAGCACUGGUAGUACCAGCAGUGGAGCAUCAGGCUCACCCACAGACAAGAAUGCACCAAAGGAUGGUUCCAGUCUCGGUCUUCCCCGUUCUUCCAGUAACCAAGGUCUGGCUUCAAACAAGGAGAAGAUUAAACAGUGGAUUAAGGACAGAGCCACCAAGUUUGAGAAGGAUUACUUCAGCCACGAGACCCAGGGGAUUAGCCACCCGGCUCUGGAUGUGCUGAGAAGACUGUGUGACGCAGUGGAGAAGUUAGCCCUAGAGAAGGACAGAGGUAUUGACUGCCUGGUGGACAUCAGCAGGAUUGUGACAGAUUCUGACGUCUCACCGUUUGAGAUCCAGCACAGCGGGCUGGUGAAGUCCCUCCUGGCGUACCUCACCAGUCAGAGCGAGAACGACGCCGUGACUCGCAUCGUCAGACUCAAGAGGUUCCUGCACGUUUUCCUGGACUGCCCCGCUCCAGAUGGCACCAUGGUUGUGAAGAGUGCAGACCCGAGUAACCAGCCAGCGUUGUUCCCUCUGGUCGCCAAGCUGAACGGCUGUAUUAACCAGCUGGAACAGUUCCCUGUCAAAGUGCAUGACUUACCAGGGGGAGGGGCUGCCACUGGAAGGGGUUCGCAGGCACUGAAAUUCUUCAACACACACCAACUGAAGUGUCAGCUCCAGAGGCACCCCGACUGUAAGAACGUUAAACAAUGGAAGGGUGGUCCGGUCAAGAUCGACCCCCUGGCACUGGUACAGGCUAUCGAGAGAUACUUGGUUGUCCGCGGUUACGGGAGAAUACGAGACAGCGAGGAUGAAGACAGCGACGAAGAUGCCUCCGACGACGACGUUGAUGAAUCUUUGGCAAGUGUUUCAACCAUGGCCACGUUCUCUGGGCCGAAUGUGCGGCACAGACUGCAGUUCUUCCUGAGUGACCACCUGCUUCCCUACAACAUGACUGUGUACCAGGCGAUCCGCCAGUACGGACAGACAGCCGAGGAGGACAGGGAGACAGACGACGAGUCCAACCCCCUGGGGAGAGCUGGGAUCUGGAUCAAGACGCACACCAUAUGGUACAAACCAGUCCCCUUCGAUGAGGACAGUAAGACAGAACUAGUGGCGGCUGCCUCAGCUACCAAGAAGGGGAAGGGGACAUCCCCCAACAAGGGGCCGGCCAAGGCAGCAGCUAGGAAACAUGAUGAAUUGUGGAACGAGGGAGUAUGUCCAGGUCCGUUAUCACCCCUGAAACCCCUGCUGGUGCCAACCCUCCCUGGGAACGUACGCAUCGACGACCCGUCCCUAGAGGUCAUCUGUUUAAUGAGGGUGAUCCACGCUCUCAACAGAUAUUGGUACACAUUAUUUGAGAAUGCGCCCACGAAGCCCAUCCUGCCCCCAUCUGACUUCAUCAACAGUAAACUCACAGCAAAGGCCACAAGGCAACUCCAGGACCCCCUAGUCAUAAUGACUGGCAACCUUCCGCCCUGGUUGGUGGAGAUAGGCAAAGCCUGCCCUUUCUUACUCCCAUUCGACACGCGGCAGACCCUUUUCUACAUGACGUCGUUUGACCGAGACCGUGCUAUGCAGAAGCUGCAGGACAGCUCUCCCGAGGUCACCAGUACGGACUCCACAGAUAGCAGAGUGGCACCAAGACUAGAUAGGAGAAAGAGAACAGUUUCUAGAGAAGACUUGUUGAAGCAGGCUGAGUCAGUCAUGAAUGACCUUGGCAACUCCAGGGCCAUGUUGGAGAUACAGUAUGAAAAUGAGGUUGGUACAGGGUUGGGGCCGACCCUGGAGUUCUAUGCACUGGUGUCCAGGGAGGUGCAGAGAGCCGAUCUGGACCUGUGGAGAGGAGAGGCUGUGCCACUCCCAGACUCUAAAGGAAACCAAGAUGGAACUUUGUAUGUGCAUUCCUCAUUGGGACUCUUCCCACAGCCCUAUGGCAGAACAGCCAAGCUUGGUCACGUGACCAAGGCCAAGAUCAAGUUUAGAUUCAUAGGGAAGUUCAUGGCCAAGGCCUUGAUGGACUCCAGAAUGGUUGACUUCCCACUGAGUCUGCCCUUCUACAAGUGGGUGCUAGGGCAGGAGGCAUCCCUUUCUGUCACAGAUAUACAGUAUCUGGACCCUGUCGUUGCCAAGUCUGUGUCCCAGCUGGUGGAUGUGCUGAGACAAAAGUCUCGUCUCCAAGAGGACAAAGCACAUACUGCACAGAGCCUGCAGUUGGCCCUGGAAAGCCUGACAUUAGAUGGGUGUAGAAUAGAGGACCUGGAUCUGGACUUCACGUUACCCGGGCACCCAAACAUAGAGCUGAAGAAGGGAGGCAAGGACAUCCCAGUCACUAUACAUAACCUGGAGGAGUAUGUCAAGCUUGUAAUUCACUGGACGUUAAUAGAGGGCGUUUCAAGACAGUUUGAGUCGUUCAGAGAGGGGUUCGAGUCUGUCUUCCCUAUGUCACACCUGCAAUACUUUUAUCCUGAAGAGCUUGAUCAGCUGUUCUGUGGCAACAAGACUGAGCCGUGGGACAUAAAGAUGCUGAUGGAGACGUGCAGACCUGACCACGGCUACUCCCACGACAGCCGCUCCGUCAAACACCUGUUUGAGAUCAUGAGCAACUUCGACAACGAUGAGCAGAGAGAGUUCCUGCUGUUUGUCACAGGGAGCCCCAGACUCCCAGUCGGAGGAUACCGUGCCCUGAACCCUCCUCUCACCAUCGUACGCAAGGCCGUGGAAGCGCCUGAGAACCCUGACGACUUCCUCCCAUCCGUCAUGACCUGCGUAAAUUACCUGAAGCUUCCAGACUACACCUCCAUAGAGGUCAUGGCCAACAAGCUCCGAACAGCGAUGAAAGAAGGACAACACUCCUUCCACCUCUCAUAGUACUUGCUGAAGUAACACAUCCCUUUUUUUAUCAUUUGUCAGAACACAGUAAAAACCACCACAGCCCCAAAACUGAGCAGCACAAUCGGUGUUACAGACGAAUCGUUAACAAGUGCAUUCCAAGGGCAAUUGUGGCUUGGUAUCUGAAAGAGCUAUUCUUAGAAGGCACAUGAAGUCCACAAGGGGCAAAGGACUAACAGACUAUGGAAAUGUUCAUUCAUUGUCAUGUUUUCAAGGAAUAUGAUUCCAUUGUAAGAAUUGUACAUUGAGAUACAAAUCCAUCAUAUUUUAACCCUCCAGACAAAAUAACUUUCAGGUCUGAAGUACCAGAACACAGAUAAUACAUCUAGAACUCCAGGCUUAAAGCUCCAGAUACAAUGUAAGCAUAGUACAAAAUUCUACACAAGGCUCAAAACAACUGACAGCUUUGUAUGUUAUGUAUAGCUUACAGUUGAUUGCAUUGAACUAUAUGAACAAGCUUCUAUCCCCCCCCCCUCCAUUUCUGCCACACUGUAAGUUUCCCUUAUGUUUUCCACAAUUGUCACUGAUGUAUAGAUUCAUAUUUCUUUUAACACUUUCUUACAUAUUCGAUGACACUUACAAUGACACUUAAAAUGUUUUUAGCUUGCGAAUCAAGAGCUUUGGCAAUCCUGGCACUAGAAUGUUUCUCUUCUAAUUACAAAGAUGUCUAUUUUCUAUUCCUCACAAAAUGUUUGGCGAGUUACAUGUCCUUUCAACAUCUAUCCAUCUGUGACUUCCUAGUGACUUUAAAGUAAACUAUGAUUACAGAAACCAACAUUGGAGCCAAUGUCAGCAUUGGAGAGUACAAAAUCAUUGCACUUCUUACACUGUAUUUCAUGUUGAACUACAAAUAUCACCAAAACCUCUAGUGUUCACAAAGUCUCUAAUCAAUGUAAUAACCUACCAAGUCGUGUAAGAUAGCACAGACCUCUGGAAAUGUGCCAUAAAGUCUUACAUAGUACGAGGCAUGUAUAUAACUCCAGAACACCACCAUUUCAUAUGUCACUACCAUGUUAUAACCUGCUGUAAGUGACACGAUGAGGUUUUUGACUUAGACACAACUCAGAUACUCUUAGAGUACCAUAUUUUCACCAGAAAGGACUGUCAAGACCUUAUAGAAAAAUGGGUCACCAGCAUCUAAUUGGCUGUGACAUAUUAUCAGAUGGGGGGAAGAAAUAUAUGCCAACAGAACAAUUGUGGAAAACAUUGUAUACUAGUACUAUUUUUACAGAACAGAUUUGUAAUGUAGCCCCUCUCGUCUACUCUCCAAUCAGAAUUUAGACUCUGCCUUUUUUUGGACGUUUGCUUGUUUUCGGAAUUUUUAUCAAGCUUUCCACUUUGCCAAACUGGCUCGCAGACCAAAAGAAAACGUGACAAAAUGGAAAUCUUGACAAAAACGUCUAUGAAGACUUCCAAAAGAAGCCAAAGCCUAACCUUUGCUUUGAGAGUACCUAUUGCCACUACCACCACUGAUAUGUACUUGACCAUGUACUUCUUUCCUUGUAACUAUAACCAAAAAUACAAGCCCCAAGUCCUGUGUAUUUUCUGUUCAACAGCAUGCAUUUCAUAUGUUCCUGUUAAUAGGAGUCUCCUGUUGCAUUUUUUCCAUGUCUGUGUGCUUUUAUGUACAGGCAGCUGUAAGCUUAUGUACAGAUUCUAGGCUUUGUGCCUUGAUACAGCAUACUAUGGAAGAAAAAAAUAGUUGCCAAGGCUUCAGACCAUUGCUGGACAAAUAAGAACAUACAUUUCUUGGUAACAGUACAUGAUAAACAAGUAUUCUCUUCCUUUUUGUUGUUCACUUUUUAUGUUUUGGACGUAUCUCCUACUGUCUUAAUGCUGGGUAUUUUCUUGGAAACCAACGACAGCAAUAACAGUAUGUGCAAACUGAAUGAAAAAUUGACAAAAGUUGGUAAAUGCUGCCAGCAUUGCAAAAGCUGUAAUAUAUUUAUUUCCUCUUGUCAUGAAGCUAAGCGAGAAUUUUCAAGAAGAACAUUGAAGGAUAAGUCUUUUCACUUGUUACUAUUCUGUGUAGAGUUGAGUUAGUUCCAGGUAUGAAUUUGUUCAUUUUUGUCUUGUCAGAUUUAGUGUAGUUUUGCCAUUUCAUUUGUUAAGAUGAUGUAGAAUUGUAUAUGGAGAUUGAUGUACUCCAUUCUGGACAUUUUCAACUCAAAGUGGAAUUAAACUUUAUUUGCAAAAUGUCCGCAAAACAUA
Messenger RNA from Branchiostoma floridae (Florida lancelet), 8569 nucleotides. RefSeq names its product E3 ubiquitin-protein ligase TRIP12-like. Gene Ontology annotation, cellular component: nuclear speck. Lineage: Eukaryota; Metazoa; Chordata; Leptocardii; Amphioxiformes; Branchiostomatidae. Gene Ontology annotation, molecular function: ubiquitin protein ligase activity; zinc ion binding. The record is from RefSeq and is a predicted model, not a curated record. Gene Ontology annotation, biological process: DNA damage response; protein polyubiquitination; regulation of double-strand break repair.